Messenger RNA from Rubroshorea leprosula, 3436 nucleotides. NCBI's taxonomy places the organism in Eukaryota, Viridiplantae, Streptophyta, Magnoliopsida, Malvales, Dipterocarpaceae. The record is from the annotation of a GenBank genome assembly.
GGUGAUCAUGAUUAUAAAUAACUGGGCAAAGAGGCCUAUGUUCAAGACUUAAGAAGUUGCUAUUAUUAGUCAAUCUCUCAUUUUCGCCGAUCUCUAAAACUAUUGGCAUUGUUUCGACCAAUGAUACUUUCACUCUUUUCUUGGUUUUUCAUGUUACUUCUUGCAAUAAUUUUCUUGCAGAUUAAUGUGGGUUUGGCUUUUGGUCACUGUCAAAGCGACCAACAGGAAUUGUUGCUUCAAUUGAAGAACAGGCUCCGCUUCAAUCCUGAUGUAUCUCUCAAAUUGGUGAAGUGGAAUCAAAGCCUAGAUUGCUGCAUGUGGGAAGGUGUAACGUGUGAUGUUAGGGGUCGUGUUAUUGAUCUUGAUUUGAGCAAUGAACGGAUUUUCGAUGGAAUUGACAAAUCAAGCAGUCUCUUCAAUCUCCAGCAUCUCCAGAGUCUAAAUUUGGCAAACAACAGCUUCAGCUUCAUCGCUCCUUCCCAGUUUGAUAAACUUUCAAACCUGAGGCAUCUUAACCUCUCAAAUGCUGGCUUCUAUGGGCAAAUUCCGCUUGAGAUUUCAAGGCUGACGAGCUUGGUUACUCUUGAUUUAUCUACCAAUUUCCAUCUUGAAUUGAAACUUGAGAACCCAAAUCUAGUUAUGCUUGUUCAGAAUCUCAAGGAGCUAAGGCAUCUUUAUCUUGAUGGGAUAAAUAUAUCAACACCGGGGAAGGAGUGGUGCCAGGCGUUGUCCUCUUUGUCUAACUUGAAAGUAUUGAGCAUGUCAAACUGUCAUCUUUCAAGCUCCAUCGAUUCUUCCCUUUCCAAGCUUCAGUCUCUUUCAGUAAUUCGUUUGGAUGGAAACAAUCUGUUUGGUCCAUUUCCAGAGAAAAUUUUCCAGGUUCGUACACUAAAAACUCUUGACUUGUCAGGAAACCCACUUCUUGAAGGAUCUCUCAUAGAAUUUCUUCCCACUUCAUCUCUUGAGACCUUGCUACUCAACGGAACACAUUUUGGGGGGACUUUACCAAAAUCUAUUGGAAACCUGGGGAGGCUAUCAAGGAUAGACCUUGCAGGAUGCCAUUUCAAUGGAACAAUUCCAGAAGCAAUGGCAAAUCUCACACAACUUGUCUUACUAGAUUUUUCGUCCAACAAUUUUUCUGGUCCAAUCCCGUCUUUUUCAUUAGCCAAAAAUCUUACCCACCUAAAUCUAGCCCACAAUCAAUUAACUGGUUCAAUUCUCUCUAUUGAAUGGUCAAGCCUUUCCAAGCUUGUGAUUAUUGAUUUGAGAGACAAUGCACUAAAUGGAACCCUCCCUGCAACUUUGUUUGGCAUUCCAUCUUUGCAAAGUUUAGUGCUCUCUCAAAAUCAGUUCACUGGUGGAUUGCAUGAACCCCCAGAAUUAGCUUCCACUGCAUUGCACUCCCUUGAGUUGGAUAACAAUAUGUUGGUUGGACCUUUCCCAAUGAAUCUCUCUACUCUUGAUCUCUCAUUCAAUAGCUUGUCCAUCAAUGCAACCAUUUCCGAUCCUGUUUCUGUUUCCCAAAUUCAGACAUUAAAAUUGGCCUCUUGCAAGCUGAAAAGAUUCCCAAAUUUCCUGGAGGAGCAACCCAAACUAUCAAUUUUAGAUCUUUCAGCCAACCAGAUUGAUGGGGAAAUACCUAACUGGGUUUGGACUAGUUUGUCUCUUGAUUACUUAAAUCUUUCUCACAACUCUCUGGUGAAUUCACAAGGACCUUGCAGGCUCCGAGUUCUUCUUUAUUACUCGAGCAACAACUUCAACUCUACCAUACAAUUCUACAGUAGCUCAAGUACCAUUUCCUUCAUCCUUCUUUCCAAUAACAGCCUCCGAGGAAGUAUUCCUGAAUCAAUUUGCGGUGCUGCAAAUCUUCAAGUCCUUGAUUUGUCGAAUAAUUACCUGAAUGGCAGUAUUCCUCAAUGCUUAAAUGAGAUGGAGUCUCUUAAGGUGUUGGGCCUGAGUAGAAAUAACCUCAACGGCAACAUCUCUGAUAAAUUUUCAAGUAAUUGUUUACUACAAACACUAAACCUCGAUGGAAACCACUUAGAAGGGAAGGUUCCUAGAUCUCUAGCCAACUGUGCAAUGUUGGAGGUCCUAGACCUUGGGAACAACCAGAUCAAUUAUACUUUUCCAUGCCAUUUGAAGAACAUGUCUAAUUUGCGAGUCUUGACCUGGAAGGCAAUGAUGGUUGCUUCGGAUGAGCUCAAAGUCCUUGUUUUGGAGGAUAAUGUUCGUUUGGACCUUGAUCAUAGCUAUGGAAUCUCUAAAAGAUGUUAUGGUAAUCAUUUCACAAGAAAACCCGGACUUUGCAGGGAUUCUGAAGGAUGUUAUGGUUCAACAAGAAAUACCCAAAUUUGCAGGGGUUCUGAAGGAUGUUAUGGUUCAACAAGAAAUGCCCAAAUUUACAAGGCCUUACAUGGGUAUGAUGCUUUGAGGAGCGAUGUGGAAAGUGGUAACAACAAUUUCUCUCAAGGAAUCUAUUAUCAAUAUGCGGCUUCAAUUACCAUUAAAGGUUGUGAGACGCGGUUGGUGAAAAUCAUAAGUCUCUUAAUCUCCAUUGAUUUUUCAUGUAACAAGUUUGAAGGGCAAAUACCAGAGGUUUUGGGGGAGUUUAGGGCACUCUAUGCCCUCAACUUGUCACAUAAUGGUUUCACAGGUCUAAUUCCUUCAUCUCUAGGAAACUUGCUACAUCUUGAGUCUUUGGACUUUUCUAGUAACAACCUAAAUGGUGAAAUUCCUCAGCAAUUGGAUAAUCUUAAUUUCCUUGCAGUCCUUAAUCUCUCACACAAUCAACUUGAAGGAAGAAUCCCAAGUGGAAGGCAGCUUCAAACAUUUUCAGAAGAUUCAUUUAGAGAUAACAAGGGAUUAUGUGGGAUGCCCUUGAAGGAAAAUUGCAGUCUUAAUGUAUUGCCACCAUCCAAAGACAAACAUUUAGACAUGGAAGGCAUAUUGACUGGAACUUCCUAAGCAUUGAAUUGGGAUUUGUUUUUGGCUUAGGAAUUGUCAUUCUACCACUUAUGUUAUGCAAGAGAUGGAGGAUGUGGUAUUGCAAACAUGCUGAUGGUCUUCUUUCCAGGUUCUUCCCUCUAUUGAAUCAAAGAAGAAGAAGUCGUGGAAGGGGAGCUUCUAGGAGCUCCAGAACAUAGUUGAGGAGCAAGCAGCGGUGAGGAUCAUUGGGAGCACUACUCUUUAAACUUUAAUCUGUGUUAUAUGCUUACAUUUUUCAAUAUCAGAACUUGACCUUCUUACGCAGUUACAUGCGAUUCAUGUCUUAUGUUGUGUGAUUCAUGUCUUAUGUUGUAUUGAUAUGUUGUAUUAUUAUGUGUUUGGCUAAGGAUAUGUCUUGUUAAAAACUAUUUUACUAUUUGGUAAUUAUUUUGUCAAUGGUGAAUGUAUUAUUGUUAAUUUUAAUUUUUGAUAAUAAUAAUAAUGAUAGUAA